Sesamum indicum (sesame) is the source of this 1401-nucleotide messenger RNA. Its product is annotated as protein trichome birefringence-like 39. The record is from RefSeq and is a predicted model, not a curated record. Gene Ontology annotation, molecular function: O-acetyltransferase activity. Gene Ontology annotation, cellular component: Golgi apparatus. NCBI's taxonomy places the organism in Eukaryota, Viridiplantae, Streptophyta, Magnoliopsida, Lamiales, Pedaliaceae.
AUGCUGAUAGGAUUACUGUUUGUGCUGAUUGUUCAGGUGUCUGAUAUGUUCGUCCUCAACCCUGUGAUGUAUGCCGAUAGUUUUAAUGCUUGUGUUGAUUGUUCAGCAUGGGAACAUGGAUAUAUUCCGAAAAGGCACCACGUAUGCGUUACGCCACCCCUACCCCUACCCCUACCCCAGGCCACGGCGGCGGAAGAGGCCGAGCGCCACCUCAAUGGCACCACCUACGCCGCCAGAAAGCUGGCCGGCAGCUGCAAUGUCUUCCGGGGAAAAUGGGUUUACGACGCCUCAUACCCCCUCUACGAUUUCUCAACCUGUCCCUUCAUAGACGACGAAUUCAACUGCCUCAAGUACAAAAGACCUGAUCAAAUGUACCUCAAGUACAGAUGGCAGCCCUUCUCAUGCAACCUACCCAGGUUCAAUGGGGUGGCAUUCUUGGAGAAGUUCAGGGGGAAGAACAUCAUGUUCGUGGGCGACUCACUGAGUCUGAACAUGUGGGAGUCGUUGAGUUGUAUGAUACACUCGUCGGUCCCAAACGCGAGGACUUCACUCAUCAGAAGAGAUGGUCUAGCUGAAGUCGCAUUCCUGGAUUAUGGGGUUAGAUUGCUAUUAUAUCGCACUCCAUACCUUGUUGACUUAGAGAACCAAAAGGUGGGACGAGUUCUGAAGCUCGACUCCAUUCGAAAUGGAGACUUUUGGAGAGGAAUGGACGUCUUGAUCUUCAACACGUGGCAUUGGUGGACUCACACCAAAAGUUCUCAACCAUGGGAUUACAUUGAGGAAGGAGGUAAAUUAUACAAAGAUAUGAACCGUUUGAUAGCGUACUACAAAGGGUUGACAACAUGGGCGAGAUGGGUGAACCGAAAUGUUGAUCAUUCCAAAACUAAAGUCUUCUUUCAAGGAAUUUCACCCACACAUUAUGAGGGUCGGGAUUGGAACGAACCAUUAAAAUCAUGCAAAAGUGAGACACAACCGUACUUCGGAAUAAGGUAUCCGGCAGGAACUCCAUUAGCAUCAGUGGUAGUGAACAAAGUGUUGAGCAGAAUCAAGAAGCCUGUCUACUUGCUCGACAUCACACAGCUCUCCCAGUACAGAAAAGACGCACAUCCCACGUACUACAGCCUGCACAACGGCUUAGAUUGCAGCCACUGGUGCCUGCCGGGGCUCCCUGACACUUGGAAUCUGCUGCUCUAUGCAGCCCUCUUCAGUUGAAAUUCAUUGUUUUUGAUCAUCAUACAUAUUUAUAGGGGUUUUCUUUUUCUUUCACAUUUGUUGUGCAAGUGGGUAAAUAAGAGUGAUGAGAGAAUGGGAUGAUUCAAUUGUACACUAACUCAUUGUUUUGGGGCAUCCAAGGGUUUGCCUACAUUCAUGGAAUUAAUUAAUGAUUAUCACAUUAUGUUU